This is a messenger RNA of Carassius carassius (crucian carp), 2273 nucleotides long. RefSeq names its product kit ligand-like. The record is from RefSeq and is a predicted model, not a curated record. Bases 546 to 1364 code for a protein of 272 amino acids. Gene Ontology annotation, molecular function: cytokine activity; stem cell factor receptor binding. The transcript is spliced from 10 exons. Gene Ontology annotation, biological process: positive regulation of cell population proliferation; cell adhesion. NCBI's taxonomy places the organism in Eukaryota, Metazoa, Chordata, Actinopteri, Cypriniformes, Cyprinidae. Gene Ontology annotation, cellular component: plasma membrane.
CGCGCACGUGAAGAAACGUUUUCCAGAACGAUGCCAACAUUCACUGAGCAUUUCUACAACAUCUCGCGCCAGAGACUUUUUCCACUACAAAACAUCUAACAAACUAUUUGCAGUCACGACACGCCGUAAUCAAGCGACUCCAUCCUGCGAAAAUUAGCAGGAAAACGCUGCCAUCAAAUAAAUCUCAGUUGGACGUUUAGAUGGUGAUUGUGAAAUCGACUGAGACCCAGGGCAGCAGACGAUCGAGAUGAACUGGGGUGGGCGGGAGCGCGCUGGAGUCACACGAUAAAAAGGCUUUGCUCUUGAGAAAAAAACUCUUGAUUCUUUCCGCAGCCUUCCGUCCUCCAUCGUGCGGUAUGAAGCGUCUCCCUGGAUACUUACCAUCAUUACGCAAAUUUAGGUGACUUUCUUUCCCUCCCGAUUUGGAUUCUACUUUAUGAUGAUUUUGGAUAUGUACCUUUGGGAUGAAGAGAACCCUUUCCCUGCCCGCCGAAGUAAGAUAAAAUAGGGUUUCGCUGUCACUGGAGUUACUCCUCUCGUUCCAUAUGAAGAAGUCAAACAUUUGGAUAUGCACCUGUGUCCAUUUAUUGCUGUACAUGACAGUUGCUGCCUAUUCCAGUGAAAUAGGAAAUCCCAUUACAGAUGACAUCAAGAAAAUUUCUUUCCUGAAACAGAAUAUUCCAAAAGACUACAGGAUUACAUUACGUUAUAUACCUAAAGAAGUGAGUGGUAUGUGCUGGGUGAAGCUAAAUGUAUUUCACUUGGAGGUGAGCUUAAAAGGCCUGGCGCAGAAGUUUGGGAACAUAUCCUCCAAUAAAGAUAAUAUAGGCACUUUGGUCCAAAUACUGCAAGAGAUGCGGUAUCACAUUGGAUAUGGCUUGGAGGAUUCAAUGCUAGAAUUCGAUUGUCACUACGGAAAUGAGAUGUGGCUUACGGCAAAGUAUUUUGAAUUUGUGGAGGACUUUUUCAACACUGCCAAUUUAUCAAGAGAUGUCGAGGACUGCGAGCCCCCACCAUGUCCCACAUCCACAAAAACAACAGUAACGACAACUACAACGUCGUCGACAUUGUCAGCGCAACAUAGUACAAAUGAGAAACAUAACAGUUUGCCUGAUAACCCCAAAAAAGGGGCAUUCCUUCCGAAAGUUGUGCAGAACAGUCUUAUGUCGCUUCUCGCCAUCCCGUUCAUCGCCGUGGUGGUUUUUCUGAUGGUCUGGAAGAUUAAAUCUAGAAGAAACGCCCCCCAAACUGAACGGAGUCCGGAAGAAGGUCCCGCCCUUUUCUCAGGAGAGGAAGCCAAUAUACCCCCAUUAGAUGUGGAGAUAUCUGAAAAAAACAGAUUAAAUAUUAUCAUGGCAGUGUAAAUCCAGCCUCAGCUUAACCAACGCAGUCAGUCCUUCAAACGGCACAACGGACAGGAACACACAAGCACCACCUCCGAAAGAUUCUCUUACUGAACUUCUAAUUGUGAAGGACGCACACUGGCCUGAAAGGCAACAAACUGCUCUUUGAGAACUGAUGCCCUCUCUUAUCAACCACUGCUGAGCCCUUUGGGGUAGAUAAGGUUGCUCCUUCUGAGAACUUCUCUGAGUCACUCUUCAUGCUCUUCAAAGCUUCCUUCUCCUCUUGGAGACUGCAAAGAGACUGUUCAGGGGGAAUUUGAUGAAAAACAGAAUGAAAGCAACACAGCAUUGGAUUCAACUGGAGAUGUCAAAUAGCUAAGCGCAUUUUUUCAAGCACAGGAGCCGCAGUUCAGAAGGAGGCCAGCCAUAUUGUUGCUUGAGAGCAGAUGGCCAUCUAAAAGGAGUUUAAGCAGAAUUGACUACCUCCAGCUGCACUGGUCCAUCUCCUUCUUUAUUACUUCGUCCUUGUUCUUUCUCUUUCUUUUGGUCUGGGUGUCCAGAUAGACGCCUUUUCAGUUUUUUGAGUGCUUGAAUCAGUAAAGUCAUUCUCAGAUUGUAUCAUCUGAUUUGUGAAUUGUUUUUGUUGUCACUAUAGACUGGUGGUGUGGACUUAAUUUAUUUAUUACUGAAUAUGACAUGACACCUGCAUGGCAACAAAUAUCGAUAGAGACGAAAAAUACAAGAUCGUCUCAACUUAAAACAUAUCCCGCAAUCCUUAAACGCUUAUGUAUUUCGAAAAUAAACCAUACAUUCAUACUAGCCGCAACCUUGUAAGAACCAUUAUAGCUUCUCAGCUGCUAAAUGCAGUUAUGUGAAUCUGUUUUUAAAUGCUGUUUAUCAAAUAUUAAAGUCUAUUUAGUACACCCGCGA